Molecule: messenger RNA, 9458 nt
Organism: Paramuricea clavata
Lineage: Eukaryota; Metazoa; Cnidaria; Anthozoa; Malacalcyonacea; Plexauridae
Source: the annotation of a GenBank genome assembly
GGAUUAUUUAUCAUUACUGUUUUACCAGUACCACAGAUGAUUUCUGAGAAUCACCCUGCAUAAUCUAUUGCAGCCAUGGUAUAAAGAUACCGAAGUAAUACAAACACGAAAUACACAAGGUGUGUUUAGAAAAACAUUUAUUCACUUUCUGUUCUACACUGUAUUUACAAAAUCCAACUUUCGCUAAAUAAAACAUCAAUUGUCUGUCUCCAUCUGUUCCACAUCUUUCAUGAUUUGUGAGAUCUUCUGACCCGCUGAUUUCUUCAAAGCUUUUGGAGAAACAAAAGUGUGAUGAUUUUAGUUUGUUAAAUAAGAAGAUAGUAACACAUUGAUUCCUAUGAAUAACACUUUGCAGUGCAUUGAAUCAAGUGAUUAAAGUAUUCCAUUGUUUUGAAGAUCCCACCAUUCUCUCCUUGCCAUCCAGUCACAUAUUUUUGGAGUUGAUGCAAAGGGACUGUUCACACAUGUACAUUAAAAAAAUAAAUACCUGGCUUUGGUUUUAUUAGAUUUAUAUUUGUCUGGACUUCCUUCAAAUCUGCUUCUUCUUCUAGCUUUUUGCUUGUUUUUAAUCUAAUAUUGAAGAAAGUAUUUCAGUCUGUAAUUAUCCACACAGACAAAGAAUCAAUACGUUUCUCUUCUCAACAGUAUUCUCAGGUUUCAUAUGAUAUCACAUGGUGGUCAAGGGUCUGUAUCAAGGGGUCUGUAUCAAGGCUUGACCUCAGUUCAAUGAUUGCCCCCACCUGAGUCAAAUUAUGCUAAAAUAUCACCUGAUUGAAACCCAAGAAUAGUGAAUACAAAAACUUAAUUUGCUUCCACAUUUUUUAAUGUACCUGUUUCGGACGAACUGUUUCUGUCGUUUUUCUUGUAUUUCUGUUAUCCUCUUCAUAGCAGCAACUAUUUGACCAAAGUUAAAUGAUAAUCAUAUACAAGGCCCAAGGUAAGAGGUUUAUAAUGGGUAGGUUUAUAAUGGCAAGCUUUUGUUGGAUGCAACUACCUGACAAAUCUCUACCAAUGAAAGCUUGUUAUCAUUGGCACUACCUACACUGGCACAGACAACACUUUACAAUGGGUAGGUUUAACUCAUCAAUGUGCAAGACUCUCCCCUUGAUGCAUAAAAUCGUCUAGUGUUAGACAGAGUAAAAUAUAAAUAACGUUGGACGCAUAGGUAAAUUUGUUGGCAGAUACUGUAGAGUGAUUCUAGUCGCAGAAAGAUAACAUAAAAAUCAACAAUCUACAGUACCUGUCUGUUUAAUGCUUUCAUUCGAAUAGCGUACUGGGACGUCUCUCUUCUUUUCAAAGUCAAAUGUUGCAUCCUAAUAAAAUGGGUUAGUAUUCAUUUCAUGAAUGAGAAAUAAUAGUUAAUUACAAGCACAGCCAAAAUUUGUUUUACUCACAACAGCCAGUUCUUUGCCGGCAGCCUUUCUGAAGGCUUUUGUCCAUCUCACUUUUCUUGGAUUUCGUUUUCUCUUGAAAGCUUUGUGACACUUUGCACGGCAGAACCGAAACACCUGUCAAAGUUUAGCAAAUUACAGUAUAGUCCAACUAUGGUAUAAAAUAUACACCUUGUUUUUGUGUAUCUGACAUCAGUUAAGGUCCACAUCUGAAUCACAAAAACAAGGCUCUAUAGUCUAUACUGCAGGUGGUGUGCAACUGCACAUCACCGUCGCCAUGUUGGAUGACGUUGACAAAGGAUUUUGCUUGUUUGCAAUGCAAAUAUCAUCCAACAUGGUGAAAAUCUCUUUGUCCUUAUUGCACCAUCACAAUGGCAAAUCAAGUAACUAGCCCCUGGCUGUGGUUAAUUUGUCCUUACGGUAUACAAUUCAUUUCAUACCAAAAUAUUAAUUAAUACUAUUUUUAAACAACUUUGGGAACUCCAUAUAAAAGAGACAAGCACAAUAAUAAGUUACUUUUUUUAGUUUUUUACAGAUCACAUUUUAUAUGCAUAUGACAAUUUUUAAAAUAUUAAACUUUCCUUGAUAUCAUGUCAGUGAACACAUUGGUAUAAAUGGUAUCGAAGGUACUAGACUUAGUUCCGAAAUACCACACACAUCAACAGACUUGGCCUCGUAGCUCAGUUGGCAGAGCAUUGGACUAGUAUCCCAAAGGUCGCGGGUUCGAUUCCCACCGUGGUCAGCCUGCCACAGAGUGACAUCAAAAACAUUUCCUUGAUAUUGCCAAAGGAAUAUAAAUUUUUUCAAACAAAUCUACCACAAUACCUUACAGUCGUUUCGCACAAAUGCGAUACCGUGACCGGGCCAAACGGUCGAUGAACAAAAGUAACAUUUUUCUAAACGCAUUUUGUGUUAUUUUGAAGAAAAUUUCACAAAAAUAUUGAAACUCUACCAUGUGAAAUUUUCUAAAUGGAAAAGAAUUGACGCCUUCACACCUUGGAAAAUAUGGGUCAGAGGUAUGUGCAAAAAUAGUGGGUAAGUACUUCAUAUAAGACUCAAAACUGAAUUUUUAAAAACCAAGUUGUAAACAAAAUUCGGACUCAUAUAGACACAUUUUUAUGUGACUUAGCAGACAUUGAUUUUUCUUACUGUAAAUACUUUCAAACGACUUUAUUUUUCUUCAACAGUCGUUUAAAUUUUGAAAAAUUAAAAUAACGGAAGUUGUUAGAGCCUUCGCACAUAUUGUUGGUCUUCCAGCGGUCAUAAAAAGACGGCCCAGUCCCCUCAAUGCAUCGUCAUCUCUCUACCAAAAAGAUCAUAAAACGACAAAACGUGGUUUCAAAAUCAAGUUUGGACGAGAAUUUUAGAAAAUCUACGCAUAAGGUUUGUUCUUGUUCACUGAAGAUUCAAGAUGGCGGAUGCUGGUGAUGAAUAUGAGGAAUAUAACUGCGACGAAUCUGUACACGCCGGUUCCCACGCGAGGAAGGGAAAGUCGAAGAAAGAAGCUGAUCAGAACAGACAUCAACAUGGCUAUCCUGGACAUGAAAGAAAAAUUGCGGACAAGAUUGGAAAUGCCGAAGAUAAACGAAAGGAAGAACGGAAAGGCCAAACAGAUAAAUGAAAAUAGAAAUUUAUAGGAAACUUGAUAUUUAAUAGCACUUUAAUUCGGGAGGGACACUACAAGACACAACUGUUUAGAAGAAGGUCAAAGGCUAAUUCAAGAAAAACACUUUUUUGCCUAUUUCAAGAACAGUUUCAGCUGGAUAUGGCUUGAAUUUUUAGUGAAUAAACGAUGAUAGAUAUGAAACUAAAUUACCGAUAUGUGAUUAUUAAAUAAUAAUAUACUACAUUUUGUUCAGUUCUAAUAUUUAAUCGAUAUUUAAUGAUUGAUAGUAUUUGUUGGUGAGCGUUUCAAUUUGUAGCACAUUUAGAGUUGGAACAACGUAUAUAAAAACUUGGACAAUCAGUCGACAUUAUUUACAGCAUAUUCUAGUGUCUUCUGUAUUCAAGACACGGCAAUAUUUUUAUCUUAUUUCAUCAAAAUAAGGAAUUGAUAUUAGACGUUCAAGAACGAUGAUACCAUCAAGAAACAAAGAGAUACCAGUUGAAUACGAACACUAAUGAGUAAUGGCCGGAAGGAACGAUGUGAGAGCACUCUUAUAUGACCUUAUAUUGUUAUAAGAGUACUGCUGUCUGUUUGAGGCUUCGAUGAAGAAUUCAGUUGAAGAAUUAAGAAUUUUUAAAUUAUCGGAAAUUAUUGGUCUGUGAUAGUCUGGAAGCCAGACAAACCUCAAAGCACCAGAAUAGAAGGCUUUUGUUUCAUAUUAAACUGUACCGCGCCAUGCACGUACAAAUCUUUCGUCUCAACUUCAUUAAAUAUUAUUCAUCGUGGUUCACACGUUGGAUGAUUACUUCAUUAUACAAAAAACACAAUGAGCUCAAUCACCGUGACGCCGUGUUCAAAUUAACGCAAACUCAGAUAAAAACAACGCAAUGACUUAUGUUUAGUUUCCAGUUCCAUCUUGACAUACAAUGCCUGAGCCAGUUUCAAAACUUGUUGGGCUGCUGUCCUCUGGAACUACAGUAAUAAUAACACCUUAGCGCUCUCGAUAUGCCAGCAGCAGAAAUAUAAAAUGCUCUAGAGGCUUUUCCCCUCUUUGGCUUUAUACAGCACGUGUAUUAUUUAUUCAGGUUUUAUUUUCUAAGUGCAUAAAGUUUAUCAUCAACGAGAAUACAAUUUUAGUUGAGUUUCUCACUCCGCAUUGGUGAGCGGAUUUCCCAACAAGCUAAUUAUUUUAGCAUUUAUGUAAAGGACUAUAUCAAGUUAUUUUGUAAUUAAGACCUUUUAAGUUUAUUUUUAUUUACAAAAAACAAAAACAAAAAUGUGUUUAUUUUUUUCAUAUCAGAAUAUCAGAUGCCUGCGUGACGUCAUUAGUCCUUUGUAAACCCUCUCCCCAGUUUUCUUGUUUGCUGCGCGGUUUCGACACAUGUGAGUCAUGGCGGAUUGGGGUGAGCAAAAAAGUUUAUUAUUUUCUCAAAAUUUUAUAUUAUUUUUCAACUAUUUGAAUAAAAAAAUAUAUUAUUGGAUAGUUUAUGAUGUACUUUGUCCGUUUUUAGACGAUUACGGCUUCAGAAACUUUAAUAUUUUGUCGAAAUUUAAUGUUAUUUAUGCUUUGAAAACGUAUAGUAUUUGAAAGUUUAUGACAUGUUUGUUUUCAGACGACGAGGGCUUUGAGCCCGGAGAAAUAACGGAGAAGAAAGGUGAUGCAUGGGAAGGAGAAGAUGAAGACGAUAAUGAAUUGAAAGUAUGAUUUAAUUUACUUUUAUUUCAUCCAUAGUCUUUGAAACUGAUUUGUGUCUUACUUUUGUUUAUUUGAAAUGCUUUAAUAAAUCUCAAGUUAAUUACGUCUGAUGUUGCCUAAAUUAUAUUUAAUAUUGUAUACCGAGUUUCAAAUAUAGUUUAAAUAACCUAUAUUUGGAGCUAAUUAGUAGGCAUGAAUCAUACUAUAUUUGUAUUGUUUGUACAGUAAAUGCUUGCAUAAUUAUUUUUUGGCCCUCAUAAAAUGAUCUGUGUUAUGUUCUGUGUGCCAUAUGGUAAGUAUUAUGCGACUUGAUUGUCACUUGAUUAUAGACAUAAAACACACGUCUCCUUUGAUGCCUAAAUCAUCUGCUGUUAGACAGAGUAAAAUGAUUAAAAGCUUGAUGCAUUACUACCUCCUUGAAAUAUUUAAAUAAUAAUAAUAUUUUACUCUGUUUAACACCAGAUGAUUUUACUCGUCAAGGGGAGAGCACUUGGCACUGGUUUUCCGACCCUACCUAGCUUUUGGCUACUGAAAUCGCCAACUCUAAUCUUUUUAUAUGAAGUCUCUGGCAUUAGUUUUGUAUUAUCUAUAUAAAUUUUAAAAAAUCCGACCUAUCCUACCUAAGUUUUUGCAAUGAGAAAUAGGAAACCCAGGUAUUUCUUUUUUUUGCCUAAUGGGUUAAAAAAUUUUGUUUGACUUUCAGGAAAAUUGGGAUGAUGAAGAGGAUCAGGAAAAAGAUAAACCUGUUGAAACAGGUUUGGGACUUUUUGUAACCAAUGAUUGCUGUAUCUUUGUAUUGUGUGUUUCCACUUCCAGCAGGUGUACACCUUUUGGAAAAUCUGAUCAAUCUGCCUACAAAUAACUACUAACUAUACUUUAACUAAACCAUAAAUGCCAGAUGGAAGUGAUUCCAUUCAGCCUGUUAUUCACCAGAUUCUCCACCUAUUUGUUUCCUCUUUCUCACUAUACAUGUUUAUGCACAUGUGGAUUUAGAACAAAAAUACUCUGCUGGUCUGUAGGAUAAUUUUUGUCCCCAAGUGUGCUCCUAGGGAGAAAAUUAUUUUUUCCUGCCCUGCCUUUAUUAGGCCUAUAAGAAUACUUGUGGUUCCAGUUUCCCAACCGACCCUAUUUUUUUGCCAAAAUGGUGUCUGUUGUCACAAUAAUUAUUGAAGCAAUAUUAAAAAAAAAAUUAUUUCCGACCUACCUACCCUAAUUUUUUCACGAUAUGAAACCGGAACCACAAGUAUUUUUUUAGGCCUUACUCCCUGCUGUGUCUGAUAAAGGUAUUCUAAUAUCUAUGCUGUUUCUCUAGAAUCAAAUGCAGCAACUGUAGUAGUAAAGAAGAAGAAAUCGACAGUGAAGCAGAAGAUUUUGGAGAAAGAAGAAAAACGGAAAGAGGAGAUGUUGAAAAAGGCAGAAAUGAAAGAACAAGAAGAUGAUGAAGAUGAUGAUGAGGUGAUGUAGAAAACUUUAGCAGAUCUGUUUUCCAUUAUCUCUUGAUUUCCAGCACCUGUCUAAUAAUUUCAUGUUGAUGUAGGAAUCCAUAUUUGCCUCAACGUUGGCAGACAAACUAAAAAACCAAAAGUAUGUAAAACAUAAGUUAUUUUUGCUUAUGGUAAUAAAUAGUUUUGUGAAUUUUUUUCUGUGUUGGUGUUGUGUACUCAGGUGAAUAAUAUGUUUGCGAUGUUACUCUGAGUGCAUAUCCAGACCGAGCGAGCUUGAAAAAUUUGCCCGGCCACGGUGGGAUUCGAACCUACAACCUUUGGAAUACUAGCCCAAUAAUAGUUUUGUUUUGUGAACGAUUCUAUGUUUUCCUCUAAGUGGAAACACUUACAAGCGUGAUCCAAUAAAAAAGUUUAGGGUUGGGAUUUUGGCGUCCAAAAGCUAGGUAGGGUUGGGAAACCGGAAACCCACAUAUUUUUUUAUUUCCUUCCACAAGGCAUUUUGACAGGAGGGGUUGGGGUUAGCCCUAAAUUGACCUUUCCCUACUCCGUGAUCAGACAUGAGUCAUAAGGGCCCUUGGAAAGCUUUCAACUCAAUCGGGUUGAGCUGCAUUUUUUAUUCAACUUUGCUCUCAGCUCAAGUAAAGGGUGAUCUACAAAGCCCCACUUACUUACCACUUAUUUAAAUUAAUGAUAUGAAAUUUGUUUCCAAAUUUUAUUUCCAAAAGAAUGAAAAAGUUGGAUGAAAUGUCCUUACGAAAUAAUUGACUAAAAAUUAUAUAUAUUUCUAUUGUUGCAGAUUACAAGAAGAAUCCGACUUAAAAGUUGCAGAAGAUUUAUUUGGUAAGUAGUCAGGGGCAGACCAUUAGAAAACUGAUGGAGGGAUUUGGGAAAAGAAAAAAAUUUGUGCAAAGAAGAAAGCAAAGAAAAAAUAGUUUAAAUUCUUCAAUAUUUAUUCCAGCAGAAGAGAUGCCAUUCAGUUCUCAUGCAUGUCCUUUACAACUUCUGUGACAUGAAUUUGAUAUUAAAUGGCUUGUGAAAUUUUCUUCAGUUUCAAGUUGUCUGUACAUGUACUUUCUUUUGAGACAACAUUUGUCUCUCAACAAAUGGGAAAAUGAUGAGGAUAGUGACUCUAAUUGAUUCACAUAUUGUAUUGACAUAUGACCGUUGACAUUGCUUUUUGUCUCCAAUAUAUACUGUAAAUAAUGACUGGUCCCUUAUCUGUCUACAUAGGUGGAGGAAAUAUAGACGAAACAACCAAAAGUAUAGAUACAUUCAAACCAACAAACAAAGAUGAAUUUAAUGAAUUGGCAAAAAUGUUAGCUGAUAAAUUAUCGCAAUUUGAGGUAUGUGAUUCACUUGGCCAUCUCUAUACUGUACUGUAUAUGAGAGUAUGUAGUACUACCAGUAUACUCACGGCCCAAACACAUUUUAAAUUAUAUAUGUAUAUCUGAGAUGCAAGUAAUAAUAAGAUUGCUGAAUGUUUUGUAGACAUCUGUAGAAUAUCCUGGAUUUUUAGAAGUAUUAUUAAGAGAUUUAGCCAGUGGAAGUAAGUUUCACAUUUUACUUUUUUUUUCAAAGUUCAUAUCACAUGUACCUUAGGGCCUGUUUAUAUGGAAGCCGGGCUGGCCCGCUUAGCGAGAUAGCCCAGUAAGCGUGAUGAAUUUCUCUUGUGUUUUUAUGAGAAAAUUACAUCAUCCCACUUGCCGGGACAAUUUUGUUACAUUGAUGUUGUUUUGAUAGUUGUUAAAAAUGGCUUGCAGCGGUACCUUUGAACUUUCAUCCCGGCAACUGGGCUAGCCCGCUUGUGAGUGUUUAUAUGGAGAAAUUUUCAUCCCGGUAAGCGAGAUCUUGUUUCUUUCAAGUGAGAUCUUGGCAACCGGGCCAGCCCACUUGUCCAUAUAAACACACAAUAAUUUUUACUAUAAAAUUAACUACACAGCGAGAUCUCGCUUACCGGGUUGUCUUGCUAAGCGGGCCAGCCUGGCUUAUAUAUAAACAGGCCCUUAGAGUGAGGUUGAACAGUUUGUUGGUCGAGCAGUUUGCACUUAGAAUUCAGGCAAUUAUCCCCUCCCACUGUCGACAUUAAUUUUGGAAAAUAUACAUGUAGAUUAAGGAAAAAAUAUUGGGAGUUGGGCAGUUCAACGAACAUCAGGCAAAUUCUCGAUCAACUGAAAUGUAUUUGUGUUUACAUUCACCUCCAGUGUACAAAAAUUAUGAAACAAAUUUUUCUUAUUGAACAAUUAAUUUUCUCUUUAGUGGAAGCAGAAGAGGUUAAAAAGUUAGCAAGUGUAUUAAAUAUUUUAGGUUCAGAAAAACAAAAGGCCCAAAAGGUAUAAUUAUUCUAACAAUUGAAGUUUUACUUUUAAAUUCCAUUAAUGAUGGGGAGAGGGGGGUUUCAGCUUGCACAAGUUUAUUAUUCAGCAAGCCUGGUUGUGCUGAAAUUGUUUGUGGAAUUUUAAAAAUAUUUUUCCUUGCUUUACUCUUUGCAUGAAUUUUUUUCUUUUGUGCUAACUUUUUUGUCCCUGCCCCAUCACUUUUCUAAUGGUCCGUCCCUUAACUGGUUAUGCUGCAUUCCACCCAAGUGUGCCCCACUUUAUUUUACUCUGUUUGAUGCCAGAUGAUUUUACUUGUCAAGGGGAGAGAGAGUUUUGCACAUUAAUAGGUUCAUUAUUUACCUUUUCCUUUUAGGCUGGCAAACCCAAGAAAAAAAUCAAGAAGGCAGUGUUAGGUGGUGGUGCUAAAGGAACAAAGGGUGUCGAUAUACAAGAUUAUGGCGAUGUAUAUGAUGAUUUCAUGUAGGGAAUUCAAAUAUAUCCAUAUAUUUUGGUGGAGAAUAAUAUCAGUGGCUGGAUACAUCCUGGCUUAUAUUUAUUGGAAAUGACUUCGCAUUCUUAGAAAUUUAUUGAAAAUCAAUGCAAUCAAAGUAUGGCUUGGUGCGUAGGUAUUGAAAUAAUUAUUAGCAAAACAAACAUUUUGACUGCAACAGUCAUAUAUAAAACAAUUGUACAUGAAGUAUCAGCAUGAAUACUUGCUCAAUUUUGAUUAUGUAAGGAAUGUUAAAGUGCAUGUAUUUACGCUUAGAAUAAGGCCAGACUUUAGUGCACAAAGUGCACAGGUGGAUCUAUUUGGGGGGGGGGGGGGGCAGAGGUAUCCAACACCCCUUUGGAAAUAACAUAUUAAGUUGAGGUUUCCCUCUUUUAGCUAGCCAUCCAGGUGAUCUGAAGGUGAGCAAAAGGACUGGGACUAGCAAGAGAACAGAAAUCCAGUUUCGUACCUUUAAUCACUUGUCACGCCCUGAUUCUUUUGUGAAACUGUUUGAA